GGGGCUUUGGGGAGAUAAAGCAGGAGAAAAAAAAGUGAGUUUGGAUAUUUAAAAAAAAGAAAAGAGGGAAAGUCUCAAAUCAAUCAUUUGAGCUCCCACCUCAAGAAUCUAGCAAAAGAAGAGGAAAAUAACCCACAGCAAGAAGGAGAAGCAGGAGGAAGUAAAUAAUAAAAAUAAUAGAAGAAAUCAAUGAAAUUCAAAAUAAAAAUAAUAGAGAAAAAGCAAUGAAAUAAAAAACUAGUUCUUUGGAAAAUAUCGGUAACAUUGACAAGCAUCUAGCAAGACUGGCAGUCUUCUUCCUCAACCAUUUGAGGUUUCAAAUGUAUUUAGCAUCUAAUCCUUUAUUUUUCAAACUUCGCUGCAGCAUCUCUCUCAUCAAUUGAGAGUUUGCUUUAAGGAUUGCUCACAUAUCAUGCUAUCUUUUCCCUGAAUUGUGUUUUUCCUUGCAUUUAACUAAAUUAAAAAAAAGAUUUGUAAGAGGUUCAAUUCAUCCUUGAAGGUUAGUCUUUAUCUUUCAUUUUUAAUAAACUUGAAGAAUUUUUAAAUAUAAUGGAGUGAAAGGAAAAUAAACAUGCGUAGCAUAAAAAUGGAAAUCAGUUUGAUCAGCUACGCAGUAAUUAUAAACUAAAUAAAUAAAAUUAAGUUUAAUAUGCUUUACAAUGUUUCAUCAUUUAAAGUACUAUUUCAGCUCACCGGCAAUAAUCUAGCUAAAUUAAUCUUAAAACUAUCUGUCAUUCACAUUAGCAUACAUGAGCAUAAAGAGCGUUGGGUAUAGUGCUUUUUUAUAUUGUUUACCCUGCAUAUUGUAUCAAGAGGAGACCAAGAUUUUACCACCUAAUUAUUAAAAUUAAGCUGGAAAAUACAAUUAAGAAGAUUCCCAGUGAAAGAUGGAAAUGUCCUAUAUCUUGAAAGAGGGGUGGGUUACAUGGAUGGAUCCAUUUGUUAAAAUGGUACAGUUAAGAUUGAUGCAUUUCAAUUUAUGUAAACAUUAUCUUAAGAAUUAUACAAAAGCAAACCUUGAGUGGGAAGCCAAGAGUGGAGGGAAAGGUAUAGAUGAAAGGAGACAGAAUAAUGAUGUGAACAUGGAAGUUCAUGCUGUUUACUUUGUAUAUGUUAAACUCUACCCAUAAUAAAAUUUUUAAUGAAUUAUUCAUUGUGAGAUGUUUAUAAAAGCAAAAUCAAUUCAAAUAUACUUUAGCAAAUCAAAUCAAAGCAAAAGAGAAUAAAACAGAGAAGCAUUCUUCUGAAGGAAUCUAAUGUAAAUCACUUUCCAUAAAAAGGCAGUUUCUUCACAUACCCAACUGCUAUCUUUUUGGGAUACAUUGAGAUAUUAUCUUCUUUCUCUCUGUUGCAACCAUCAGCCUUCUGAAAGUCAUUUCAAUGAUCUAAAUUGAGCUGUACACAUACCGUACUGCACAACGAUCUAAAUUGAGUUGUACACAUACUAUAGUGGUAAUAAAACUUGCUUUAAAAUGAAGACUAAUUCAGUAAGCUGUAUUUGAGGAUGGCUGGUGGUGCUGCAGGCAAAGAGGGUGAAUAAAGGACUCUGCAGAUGCCAGGAUGCCAUUUAGCUGGAAUCAGGAUGCCCUCUGAAAGAAGGAAGGAUUUAAGACUGAGAUGAAAAUAAUCUUCUAUUGGAGAAGAAAUUAAACCCAUCUAAGGUGGUUGUGAUUGUUGGUUUUGCUUCUUCAGUUUAUUUUGUUAUUCGUAUCCUCAAGGAAGUCUAUUCUUAGUAACAUUUAUCAAGUGAACCAUGGAGACUGGUCACAGGGAUCUGAUUUUUAUUCUUCUGAGUAGAUAGGGGUGCUUUGCAAUUACAAAAUAAUUUAAUCUGUUCAGAGUUUAGAUUUUACUUAGCUUAUUUAUCUUACCUAGAAUUGAAGUAUUUUUUUAAAAUCCUCAUUUUUAAUCUUCCAUCAUUUUGGCUCUUACCUGAAGUGAAUUUUGCUUGAACUUGAUUUCACCUCUCAAUAAAAAUCAAUCUGAAAUGACUCGUUUGGUGGUUUUUUUGUGUGUGUUCUUAUAUGUGCACCGACCCAUUUCAAGUAUUUUCAGGAUAUUUAGAGAUAUAUUUUCCUAUUUGAGCAGAAACUGGUGAGACAAGAAUGGAUAUAGCCAUUUUGAACCAUCACUGAAUUUUAUGGUAUCCACUCACAUGCAAUUCCCCUUUCACACUACCUCAUUUGGUCUAUAUUUACAGGACCUAGUGUCAUCCUUGUUGUGAGAAGAUGGUAGAGGUGCUUCUUGAAUGGUUGUUUUCUGCAUUGCAUUAUGUUCUUACAACAGGGUAAUAUAUUUGGACCUUGAUUAAUUAAUAUAGGAGGGGAAUUUGAUUAAAAAAUUACAAUAAAAUGAACAAGCCUAAUAAAAUCAUGACCAAUUCUAUCCAUACAAAAAUGAAGUGGAAUCCUAAAGUGCCUACUUAUGACACAUACUUGAUUAUUCCUAGUUCCUCUUUUAAGUAAUUUAAUUUGAUUAGAUACUUUGCUAAUAAGUAUUUCUUGGCCUCAAUUUUCCUUUAAUAGCCUAAUUGUUGCCUUUACUGUAGAGGUGUAACCACAAAACAAAGUUAGUUUAUUGUUUAUGCCAUCUAUGAGUGACAUAAUUUAGAGAAAUGAUUGUUUACUUUACCAUCAGUGUUGCUAACCAAAUUUUAUAUUAUAUAUAGUUUGUUGAUGUAUUUUUUGGGAUAAUUAAUUCGUGUACUUCUUGGAUUCACAAAUUACACUGCUCAUCAGAGAUAAAUUGCGCUGCUAGAGGACAAAAGUUGAUUAUAGGAAGUCUACCCGAGGUAGAGAUUCUUCAACAUUAGUAUGCAUGAGAAUCAUUUAAGGAGAAAGAUUGAAGUGCAGAUUUCCUUAGCAGCACCGGAAAAUUUGAUUCAAGAUGUGGAGAGGAGCCCAGGAACUGGCUUUGAAAAAACCGCAAGACUCCCAGGUAAUUAUUUAUGCAUGCGGUUCACACAUUACAGUUUGAGAAACACUGACUCGACCUAAAACACUCAGAUUUUUGGAAACGGUAUUGACCUGCAUGCACCUCAUGAAGUUACUGAUUUGAACGCGUGGUGGCAGUGCAGGCUAAGAGAGUGAAGAAAAGCGCUGCAGAUUCGGUGGACUCCAUCUGACGGAGAAAAAAUACAGAACACAUUUACAGCUAAAGCGAAGGUAGAAGUGUUCAGGAAGGCAGUCGUCUCCAGACAAGGUAUAAGAACGAAUUCGAAAUUCUAUAGCAAAGACAUUUCGGAGGGUCGACGGUGGACCUGGUGAUUGGGUGUGGAAAAGGAUUCUUCUUCUGGAAUCAGACAUAACAGAGAUGGCGCAAACAAAAGUACAUCGCAAAAAAAGGCAAGUGGCCAUCUUCAUUAUGUUGAUGCUUUUGUGGGAGGCGGGUUCAGAAUCGAUUCAGUAUUCUGUACUGGAGGAGUCAGAAACUGGCACGUUUGUGGCAAACUUGACAAAGGACCUAGGACUCAGGAUGGGAGAGCUGGCUGCACGGGGCGCCCGAGUUGUUUUCAAGGGGAACAGACAGCAUUUGCAGCUUGAUCCACAGACCUAUGAUUUGCUGCUAAAUGAGAAACUGGACCGGGAGGAGCUGUGCGGCUUCACUGAGCCAUGUGUGUUACCUUUCCAAGUGUUACUGGAAAAUCCCUUGCAGUUUUUUCAGGCUGCCUUGCAGGUCAGAGAUAUAAACGACCACGCCCCAGAGUUCCCGGCCAGAGAAAUGCUAUUAAAAAUAUCAGAAAUUACUAUGCCAGGAAAGAUAUUUCCUUUGAAAAUGGCACAAGAUUUAGACGCUGGUAGCAACAGCCUUCAGAGCUACAUAAUCAGCUCUAAUCCUCACUUCCACGUUCUCACCCGCAAUCGCAGCGAUGGCAGGAAGUUCCCCGAGCUGGUGUUGGACAAAGCCUUGGACCGCGAGGAGCAGCCUGAGCUCAGGCUAACGCUCACAGCGCUGGAUGGCGGGUCUCCACCCCGGUCAGGGACCACAAAGAUUCAGAUCCUGGUCUUGGAUAUCAAUGACAACACUCCUGAGUUUGCUCAGGAGCUCUAUGAGGCGCAAAUCCCUGAAAACAACCCGCUGGGCUCACUGGUUAUCACCGUCUCUGCGAGAGAUUUAGAUGCAGGAGCCUUUGGGGAGGUAUCUUAUGCCCUAUUUCAAGUCGAUGACAUUAACCAACCCUUUGAAAUAAACGCAAUUACAGGAGAAAUUAGACUGCGAGAAACAUUGGAUUUUGAGGAAUUUCAAUCUUAUCACGUGGAUGUUGAGGCGACAGAUGGGGGGGGACUGUCAGGAAAAUGCUCUUUAGUCAUCAAGGUCCUGGAUGUGAAUGACAAUGCCCCUGAAUUGACCAUGUCGUCACUCAUCAGCCCCAUCCCUGAAAACCUGCCAGACAUCAUAGUGGCAGUUUUCAGUGUUUCAGAUGCAGAUUCUGGACAGAACCAGGAGGUUAUUUGUUCUAUAGAUGACAAUCUCCCCUUUCUCCUAAGACCAUCGGUCGAGAAUUUUUACACCCUGAUAACAGAAGGAGCGCUUGACAGAGAGAGCAGAGCCGAGUACAACAUCACCAUCACCGUCACAGACAUGGGAACACCCAGGCUGAAAACCCAGCACAACAUAACCGUGCUGGUCUCCGACGUCAACGACAACGCCCCGGCCUUCACCCAAACCUCCUACACCCUCUGGGUCCGCGAGAACAACAGCCCCGCCCUGCACAUCGGCAGCGUCAGCGCCACAGACACAGACGCAGGCGCCAACGCCCAGCUCACCUACUCGCUGCUGCCGCCCCAAGACCCGCACCUGCCCCUGGCCUCCCUCGUGUCCAUCAACGCCGACAACGGCCACCUGUUCGCCCUCAGGUCGCUGGACUACGAGGCCCUGCAGGCCUUCGAGUUCGGCGUGGGCGCCACGGACCGCGGCUCGCCCGCGCUGAGCAGCCAGGCGCGGGUGCGCGUGCUGGUGCUGGACGCCAACGACAACUCGCCCUUCGUGCUGUACCCGCUGCAGAACGGCUCUGCGCCCUGCACCGAGCUGGUGCCCCGGGCGGCCGAGGCGGGCUACCUGGUCACCAAGGUGGUGGCGGUGGACGGCGACUCGGGCCAGAACGCCUGGCUGUCGUACCAGCUGCUCAAGGCCACGGAGCCCGGGCUGUUCGGCGUGUGGCCGCACAACGGCGAGGUGCGCACGGCCAGGCUGCUGAGCGAGCGCGACGCGCCCAAGCACAGGCUGCUGGUGCAGGUCAGGGACAAUGGCGAGCCGCCGCGCUCGGCCAGCGUCACGCUGCACGUGCUGCUGGUGGACGGCUUCUCCCAGCCCUACCUGCCGCUGCCCGAGGCGGCGGCCGAGCAGGCGCGGGCCGACCCGCUCACCGUCUACCUGGUCGUCGCGCUGGCGUCGGUGUCGUCGCUCUUCCUCCUGUCGGUGCUGCUGUUCGUCGCGGUGCGGCUGUGCAGGAGGAGCAGGGCCGCGUCGCUGGGUCGCUGUUCGGUGCCCGAGGGCCCCUUUCCGGGCCACCUGGUGGACGUGAGUGGCACCGGGACCCUGUCCCAGAGCUACCAGUAUGAGGUGUGUCUGAGGGCAGGUUCAGGGACCAGUGAGUUCAAGUUCCUCAAGCCGAUUCUCCCCAACUUCCCUCCCCAGGACACUGGGAGGGAAAUGGAGGAAAACUCGACAGUUCGGAAUAGUUUCCCAUUCAGUUAAGUAUUGAAUUAUUCUAUUAAACCCUACUUAAUAAGUUUGGAAGUCUCUUUUAACUUAAAGUUACAUGUUAUUGAUGCAUAUUAUCUAUGGUCUGUUUCUUAUUUUAUUACUGUUCCUUAGGGUGAAAUUUUUUUUAAAAAAUCAGAUACUGGCUAUACACAGUAUUUUCCCUAUAUUACACUUAAUAGUUUUUUUUAUUACUCUCACUCAACUACAUUCGACAAUCUGAAUAAAAAGUAACUUUUUAUUUUCAUAGUUUUAAAUUUUUCAGUCAUCUAUCCUUUUCACAAAAAUGACAUUCCAAACUCCUUAAGUAAAAUUGUAUUUCUAACUAGUGGUGACAAUUGUCAUCACUAUUGCUACGUAGGAAAAUUUUUAAAUGCGAGUGUUUGAUAUUAUUUAAUAUGCCAACAUAACUCUCAUUUGAGGGUAACUCCUAGAGUGUGAAAAACUAAAGAUAAACACUAAAGAUGGCUAAAUGCUAAGAUACCCAUUCAUAUUUACAUGCAUUUCAGUAUACCAUAAUAGUCAAUACAUAUUUUCUAUGAAUAUAGACUUAAUGAAAGUGUCAACACAUUAAAUUACAGUUUGUGAGCUUCAUGUAAGAAUAUGAUGGUCUUUUUAAUAAUACCAAGACAAUUAUAAAUGCUUAAUAAAUAUUUGCUGAAUGUUA
Equus caballus (horse) is the source of this 6370-nucleotide messenger RNA. The record is from RefSeq and is a predicted model, not a curated record. Lineage: Eukaryota; Metazoa; Chordata; Mammalia; Perissodactyla; Equidae.